GGGAGCUGGCAGCAGCCUAAGGAAGUUGUUGGAAGUUAGGUUGGAAGAUGUGAGCAGCGACUUACAGGAAAAGCUGCUGCUUCUGGCAGGUAUUGUUGUGUAGGUUUUUUAAUCAAGCACAGCAAAUACUUGGCAAUUAUCUCGUAAGGAGAAGCCCUGGGCUGCAGCAUAGCUCCUAGUGGUCCAUUGUAAGCAUAAGGGAAUGGACCAAAGUGUUUGGGUCUUGUAUGUGUCAACCCUUUAAUGCCUUUUCUGAAAAGACUUGGAGUCAAAACCUUCGUGAUAUUCUGAAGAGAUGCUGGUUUUAUCAGAGUAGCUCAGCUUCCUAGGCUGUCUAUCCUGAAGACUGGACUUUUGCCAGCCUGCUAGCUUGUUGCCGUGGAAACACCUAAACCCACCUAGAUUUGUAGAAGUAAGGAAGAGCAUGGACACCUCUGCACCUCGCUUGUGCGAGUGGCCAUGUGGAUGUUGUUACAUAUCUAGUGGAAAACAAGUGUAAACUAAAUCUUCUUGACAAUGAUAACAGAUCACCGCUGAUGAAGGCAGUACAGUGCCAGCAAGAAGAGUGUGUGGCUAUUCUGCUAGAGCAUGGUGCUGACCCGAAUCUGGCAGAUGCUGAUGGCAACACUGCCCUUCACCUCGCUGUCAUAUCUGCUAAUACAUCUGUAGCAGGGCUGUUACUUGAGCAUAAUGCCAAUAUUGAUGCUCACAAUAAGGAGGGAUAUACCCCGCUUUUUCUUGCUGUCUCUGAACAUCAUGAAGAGAUAGUAGAGUUGCUCCUUAAAAAAGGAGCUGAUGUGCAUGCUCGAGAUCAGUGUGAAAGUCUUAGUGAACAACUGGCAGAAUACACAGACUGGGAAAACACAGGAGAAGCUUCUGCAGGUGGUGCACAAGGCAUCACGGUACUUAGCACUCCUCACCGGACGGGAGCUGCUGGCUUUACGUUGGGUGCACCUGCUAUGGACAGAGGAGGAAUGCAACAAUCUCCUAACCAGACAUCAAGAACAGGAAAAUCAAGGAAAGCAAUAGAUGACUUUUCCCAAGGAGACUCAAUCAGAAGCUCUGAGAAAGAGGGGAGUGAUGACAGUUGGCAUACUUCUGAGGAAGAAGAACUCGAUUUUACCCCCAAGAAGCUGCAGAAGCCAAACUUGACACUGCUAAUGAAAGCUUCCCAGCUGUUCAGGAAAAACAAUGAUGGUGAUGGUUCUAAAAUUGAAAGUCCUAAGACACCAAAGAGCCGCCUCAAACAAAGAACCCCGUCACAUGCAAACCUGAACAAAGGAGUACGUGGAGAAUUGUUGAAUCAAGAUGUCUCAGAUGGAAGCAACUUUGAGGAAGAAGAAUUGGAGGAGAAGGAUGAUGAUGAAAAUGAGAAUGGAGAUGAUGAUGAUGAAGAUUCUGAGGAGGAGGAGGAGGAUGAAGAGGAUGAAGAUCUGGAAGAUGAAGAAACUCGGUCUAAUGACAUACUGGAGGAGGAGCAGGGAGAGAAAUCAGAACCUAAACGGAAAAUUAAUCAGAAAUUGGAGUAUUUUAGUAAUGCUAAGUUUGAAGGGCAAGCUCAGUGUGGAACUGGAGAUGUCUAUGAUGAUAAAAUAAGUAAAGAACUUGAUGAAGAGGUGGAGGAAUCUGUUGAUACUCCUGUGUCUUUUAUAGCUGGGUGUUUUGAAAGCUGCAGGAAAAUGUAACUGCCAUGUCUCCAAAGAGAAUGAAUAACGAAGUAUCUUGCAAGUCAGUACCAAAACAACCUGUCUUUCAAAAUGUAAAUAAUUUGCAAAAUACACAAGAAAGCUGGGGCAGGAAAAGCAUGAUUCAGAAGUUUCACGAGAAUGCUGACUCCUUUUUGGCAGACUCUGAAAUGACAGGCUGUAAAAAAGAGCUACUUCAGCCUCUCUCACAUAGUUGUGGUCUUAAAGAGAAAAAGUCGAACUUUGGUGAUGACUUUGAAAGUGGUAAUAAUUCUUCGUCAGCAGCAAAAAACCUAAGGCUUCAAAGUCAAAGACAGAACUCUGUCGUUCUUGAACACAUGGAUGAUGAAGAUACCGAAGAAGAGCAAUAUGAACAAGUAGAUGAUAAAGUCUGUGAAGCACUGAAACAAAGUGAAAGCUUGCACUCAAAUAGGUGUGAAGAAAAUUUAAGAGCAGCAUUUCACUCAAGCACCAGAGAAGAAUCACCUCAACGGGAAGAAGAGGGGAAGGAAGACACUGGUGAAGAGCUCCGAACUACAGUUGUUGAGAGUGUGAAAAAUUCUAUUUGUAAUGAUAGCCAUCAAGUCCACAAUGCUUCAAAAGGCAAUGCUGGUGAGAGAAAUGAGUUGGUAAACAUGGAUCCCAAGUCUUCCUCUACAAAUAUUAAUACAGAGUGAAAGAACUAAAAGGGUGAUUGACUUCUGAGCCAAUUUUUCCCCUUGCCUGUGAAUCCUAGUGGGCAUUGGCAGAGAAGGAAAGCAGCUUA
Messenger RNA from Grus americana (Whooping crane), 2451 nucleotides. RefSeq names its product ankyrin repeat domain-containing protein 26-like. Lineage: Eukaryota; Metazoa; Chordata; Aves; Gruiformes; Gruidae. The record is from RefSeq and is a predicted model, not a curated record. Bases 537 to 1685 code for a protein of 382 amino acids. Gene Ontology annotation, molecular function: protein binding. The transcript has 11 exons.